Paramecium pentaurelia is the source of this 1536-nucleotide messenger RNA. The record is from the annotation of a GenBank genome assembly. Lineage: Eukaryota; Ciliophora; Oligohymenophorea; Peniculida; Parameciidae.
AUGAAUUCUUUACAAUAACUUUACUUUCAAGCUAUAAUUAAGCAAUAGGAAUUACAAAAAAUCAAAUAAGAAGAAUAGGUAUUAAGAUAAAAUCAAGAAGUAAUUUAAUUUAAAAUUAUGUUAAGAUUAUAAAAUAACAGCAACUUCUCACUAUAUUGUAACAACCUGAUUCAAAAACAGAUUAAAAGUAUGAUUAUAUGUCUAAAGUAGAUAAACUUGGUCAUUGAUUGAUAUUUAAAAUAGAAUAACUUAAUAUUUCUAAUAAUAAGUAUUGAGAAGAGAAACAGUUAUUAUACGAGAUUAAAUUGAAAUUCAUUUACCUUAAUUUAUGAAUGUAUUAGGUAAUUUGAUAAUUCAUGGAUUGGAUUAAAUAAAGGAAGAAGGAAGUUAUAUUGGAAUUCUAAAAUCCUAAUUCUUAAAUUAGCCAAUGAAUAUAACAAUGAGUAAUUCUUUGUUUAAGACUCUUGCACUAUUACUGAGAUCUUCUUUAGUUGAGUUUGAGAAAAGUAUAUAUAUCAUUUAAUAUUUAGAUUAACUUUAAAAUAAGAAAUAUGUUAAUAUGAAAUAUUUCUCCUAAUUUUUGUUGUUUAGGGAUGAUUUUUCUGAUAUAUUUUUUAAUACUCUUUAUUAAUACUAAAUAUCUACAAAUAAAUAAGUGAGUUAAUAACUAAGUUUUUAUUAACUACAUUAAUUAAUAAUUAAAAAUACAGAAGAUGUUUGGAGUACAUUCAUUUUUAAAUUUUUAAGUUAAUAAUAAAAAGAAUUAACAAAAGAUUAAUUUUUGCUUUAAUUUAAUCAUUAUAUUGUUUUGAUGAACAAUUUUUUUAUGAAGUCUAAUCUUAUCUUUGAUAUAGUUGAGAAUAUAGUAAAAUAAACAGCCUAGUUACAUAAUGAUUCAAUAUUUUAAGAAGUAUAGAUAUAAUUUUUAUAUUUUAGUAUCUAUUAAUAAUGGGUGAUUUCAAGGCAGCAACCUAAGAUUUUUUGAAAAAAGUAUCAACAAUAUAUUUUGAUGAUACUAAUAUUGUUAUAGAUUUGACAGAAUUUACAAUAAGAACAAAAAAAAUACAUAAUUAAAUGAAUAGUUCAAUUUUAUACAUAUUACCUACCCUACUUUAAUUAGAGAGUCAUAUGAUUGAUAUAACCUAAUUGAAUGAUAAAUAAGAACCUGUUCCUGUUAAAAAUACAUCUAAUUAUUAUUUGAAGAUGAUAGAAAAAUUGAAAAAUAAAUGUGUAUACAAUGGAGAAGAAAUUUGCAAUUGCAAAAAAUGUUAAUGUAUCAGAAGAAAUCGAAAUUCUGCUAAUGAAUCUCAAAGAAAGAAGAGAGAUGCUUUGGAAAAGAUAGGUCCAUUGCAAGAUGCUUUUGAGGAAUUACAAAAAAAGGUUAAAAGAGUAGAAAAUGAGAAUGAAAAUCUUAGACAUUUGCUUACAAAUGUUUUUUAACAUCCUUAAGUAGCAAAACUAGCUUCAACUUUUAUAGAACCUCUCACAAAAAUAAUAUCAGAUACAGAUUCUGGAUUAGUUUCAUAUGAAUGUUGA